Epithele typhae is the source of this 2742-nucleotide messenger RNA. RefSeq names its product ARM repeat-containing protein. The record is from RefSeq and is a predicted model, not a curated record. Gene Ontology annotation, molecular function: nuclear import signal receptor activity. Bases 1 to 2742 code for a protein of 913 amino acids. Gene Ontology annotation, cellular component: nucleus; cytoplasm. The transcript has 14 exons. Gene Ontology annotation, biological process: protein import into nucleus. Lineage: Eukaryota; Fungi; Basidiomycota; Agaricomycetes; Polyporales; Epitheliaceae.
AUGUCCGACGUUGCUGUCCCGCCCGAGGUGACUGCAGAGAUCACCCAGAUUCUCUCCAACCUUGUCCUCGGCGACAACCAGAUCCGCUCCAGUGCGGAGCAGGCAGUCGACGACCGCCUCGCGCGCAACCCGGAGCCUUAUCUACUCGCCAUCGCCCAGUUCGCGACGUCGGCCGACUCCGAGCUCAUGCGCUCCUUCUCGCUCGUCCUCCUCCGUCGCCUCCUCUUCCGUCCCUCCACCGCCCAACGCGUUGCUCUCUACGACCAUCUUGGCCCUCAAGCGAUCGAGACCUUGCAACGGAUUCUUCUCCACUCCCUCCUCCAUGAACCCGCCUCUGUCGUCCGGCACAAGACAGUCGAUACCGUUACCGAUCUGUCCAACAACGCCAUGAAGCGCGGCCACCCGUGGCAUGCCCUGCGCUCCCAGGUCUAUGCGAUGGCAGACUCAACAGACGUGCUCACGCGCGAGUCCGCGUUCCGCGUCUUCGCCGGCUGCCCACACUUGGUCAUGGAUCUCGAAACGGACGCUAUUGUCGCCAUUCUCCAGAAAGGCUUGCAGGACCCACAGAGCACCGAAGUCCGCCUUGCCUCCCUCCGCGCCGCAGUCUCUUUUCUUUGUGCCUGCGACCCAGGCCAGCAAGCACAAGCGCUCGUCCUCAUGUACCCAAUGCUCAACACCCUCCCUUCACUACCUCGCGCGCAGCAACCACCGUUCCUCACCGUGCUCACCGAGCUUGCAUCCACGAAUGCGCAGCUCUUCCGACCGCACAUCCCUGCUCUCCUCACCUUUUUGCCGACCCUCCUCAUGCCUGUCCUCGAUGCCGGUCCAACCCCCACCGUCGCGCGCCCGCACGGCGGCUCGUUCUCGUUCCCGCCUAUCGCCCCGGCGUCGAAUGGGGACGGCGACGACAAGCCGUCGGGCGAAGAGGACGAGGUGCGAAAGGGCGCUCUUGAAUUCAUGACCACUCUCAGCGAGGCUAAGCCUGCGAUGCUUCGAGGUGUGGAGGAGUGGUCGCGGACCCUCGUUCGCGGGUGCUUGGAGGGCAUGGGCGAGAUACCCGAAGAAGACACCGAUACUUGGCUCGAAGCCGAUCCCGCCGAAGAUCCAACGGAUGUCAAUUACCCGCACACGUACGAGCAGGCCCUAGAUCGCGUCGCGUGUGCCCUUGGUGGCGCGGCGGUCCUCCCGCCGGCAUUUUCGUUCAUCCCUGCGAUGCUCCUUGGUCACGACUGGCGACUGCGUCAUGCAGGGCUCAUGGCUAUUGCGGCUAUCGCAGAGGGCACAAGUAAAAUGAUGCAGCAGGAGCUUGGGAAGGUCGUCGAGCUCGUUACGCCGAUGUUCGCAGACCCACACCCGAGAGUGCGCUAUGCUGCGUGCCAGUGCAUCGGGCAGCUUUGCACGGAUCUUGAGGAAGUCGUACAAGAAAAGUUCCACCAGCAAAUAUUCGCAGCCCUCAUUCCCGCGCUCGAGGCCCCUGAACCGCGAGUUCACGCGCAUGCAGCGGCGGCGUUGAUCAACUUCUGUGAGGGAGUCGAGCGUGAGACGCUCAUCCCGUACCUCGACCCGAUCGUUGAGAGGCUGCUUAAACUACUCAACCCGGCGGCGACCGAUGCGUCAAAACAACCGAAGCGGUAUGUUCAAGAACAGGUCAUCACUACGCUUGCCAUGGUUGCCGACGCCAGUGAAGCUACCUUUGCUAAACAUUACUCGUCGAUCAUGCCGCUACUGCUUAACGUCAUGCAGAAUGCCAAUGGACCAGAGUAUAGGAAGUUACGCGUGAAGGCAAUGGAGUGCGCGGGACUGAUCGCAAUCGCCGUCGGUCGCGACAUUUUCCGUCCAGAUUCAAGAACGUUCGUAGAACUGUUGAUGCGAAUACAGAAUAGCCCACAGGAUCCAAACGAUACCAUGCUCAGCCAUUUCCUUAUCGCGACGUGGGCUAAGGUCUGCCAAGCUCUUGGAGAAGAGUUCGAGCCUUACCUGCCCGUCGUCAUGCCACCUCUGCUCCGCGUCGCAGGGUCAAAAGCUGACAUAUCAAUAUACGAUGACGAAGAAGAGCACGAGGACCGCGAUGGCUGGGAGAGCAUCUCCCUGGACGGCAGGCAGGUCGGUGUGAAAACAUCCGCGCUCGACGACAAGUGUCAGGCGUUCGAGACGCUUCUCAUCCAUGCGUCGACGCUCAGCGCACGGUUCGGACCGUAUGUCGCACAGGUGCUCGAACUCGCGUUACCGGGUCUUCGCUUCUACAUCCAUGACGGCGUUCAGGAGGCGUGCGCGAUGCUUGUCCCGGUGUUGUUCUCAUGUGGCAAACAUAGCGGCACGCUCUCCCCACAGAUGGUCGGCGCGACCUUCACGCAACUGAUCAACUGCAUCAGCGCCGAAUCCGAUUCCACCUUCCUCGCCUCCCUGUACAAGUGCUUCCUCGACGCGAUGCUUGUGCUGGGCGGCCCCGCCGCACUCGCACCCGAGUACGUGCAGGGCCUUACUGAGGCGACGCAAAGACAGCUCCAAGCGCUCGCUGACAAGCGCAAGGGGCGCGCCACGAAGCCGGUGGUGGAGAUCCGCGAGGAUCGGGAAAACCUGAUGUUUAUGGAGGAGAUGGAGGAUUUCGCGCUUGAGGACAUGGGCAAGCUUGUGCGCACAUUCGACCCCGCACACAAUCUGCUGAUUGCGAUCUCGAGUGUGCGCGAACUUGGGCUGCAUCUGUCUGAGUACGAGGGGGUGGAGGUUGUGGAAGGUAGCUAA